AUGGCGUCAGACGAUGACAACCGCUCGCAGAAGCGCAACCACACAGAGUUCCGCAACGAUGCUUCAGACAGCUCCUCCGACGAUGAUAUGGGCCCCCAGCUACCCUCCCAAGCUCCCAAGAAGAAAAGACGAGUCCUACCACACGAAAAGCUCUAUGUCGCCGCUUUGCCCAAGUCGCCCCGAUACUCCAAGUCUCUUAUGCAUAAAGAGCAAAUCCUCUUUGCGACAUGGACUCCCCUGACCGAAUUUCUCAUCACAUCCUCGAUAGACGGCGUCGUCAAGUUCUGGAAAAAGAUUGGGCAAGGCAUUGAUUUCGUCAAGGAGUUUAAGGCGCACGAUGGCGAGAUCAAGUCGGUUUCAGUGAGCAACGACGGCCGAAGCUUUGCGACCGUCGGCGCGGACGAAACGGUCAAGAUCUUUGAUGUCAUCACAUUUGAUCUACUGUCUAUGAUUUCUCUCAACUAUGCCCCCAACUGUGUUUGCUGGGUCCACAGUAAGGGCGCCUCCGUACCGGUCCUGGCCGUCUCCGAAGAAUCGAAGCCCCUGAUACACAUUUACGACGGACGAGGAGAGAAGGAAGAGGCCAUUCACACGAUAAAGGGCCUGCAUCGAAAGCCUGUGCACCUGAUGGUGUACAAUGAGGCGUAUGACUGUGUGGUUUCCGCGGAUGAGGGUGGCAUGCUCGAAUAUUGGCGACCAAGCGGAGACUACGAGAAGCCUGAGGGGGUUUUCGAGUAUAAGAGUUCAACAAACCUGUUUGAUUUCAAAAAGGCCAAAUCCGUACCCUCAUGCCUGUCUAUUUCGCCAAACGGCAGGAGUUUCGUCACCUUCUCUCUACCCGAUAGAAAGAUUCGCAUGUUUGACUUCGCCACGGCCAAGUUGCAUCGCGAGUACGAUGAAUCUCUGCAGGUUGCAGAAGAAAUGCAUCGCGCAGGGACAGGGGCUACCAAGUUGGAUAAUGUCGAAUUCGGUCGCAGAGCUGCCCACGAAAGAGAUAUUGAGUCGGAUAUGCUCAAGUACAAGACGAAUGUCAUCUUUGAUGAGUCGGGCAACUUUAUCAUUUACGGGUCUAUGCUAGGAAUUAAGGUCCUCAACACAUACACCAACCAAGUGGUCAAGGUGUAUGGAAAGGAUGAAAACUUUCGCGCUGUCAACAUUGCCAUCUACCAAGGACAGCCCCAGAAGAAAGGAAUAACGACAGUCGAAAUGGGUGCUUCCGUCAACCCUCUUCUGCAGGAAGCAGAAACUCGAGACCCCAUGCUAGUCGCGACUGGUGUUGGUAAAGUACGAUUCUACAUGUUUACAAACGAAGAGGAGGUCUCCAAGUCGACCCGAGAUGUCCAGAACGAGAAGCCCACGAUGCUGGGCCACAAGAAGGAUGCAAAGGCCAAGAAAACCGAAACCGGUACGGCCGCUAUCCUCCGCACGACAUAUGGUGACAUCCACAUCCGUCUAUUCCCCGACGCCGCACCAAAGGCUGUUGAAAACUUUGUCACACACUCCAAGAACGGUUAUUACAACAACACAAUCUUCCACCGUGUGAUCCGCAAGUUUAUGAUCCAGGGAGGAGACCCUCUUGGAGACGGUACUGGCGGUGAGAGUAUCUGGGGACGCGAGUUUGAGGAUGAGUUUAGUAGUCUCAAGCACGACAAGCCGUUCACUGUCAGCAUGGCCAAUGCAGGACCCAACACCAAUGCCAGUCAGUUCUUCAUCACAACAGAAAAGACACCGUGGUUGGAUGGGAAGCACACGAUUUUUGGUCGUGCAACACAAGGUUUUGAUAUUAUCCACAAGAUUGAGAAUGUGCGGACGCACAAGGAACAGCCUGAAGAGGAUAUUAAGAUUGUCAACAUUGAUAUUAUAUAG
Molecule: messenger RNA, 1866 nt
Organism: Fusarium pseudograminearum CS3096
Lineage: Eukaryota; Fungi; Ascomycota; Sordariomycetes; Hypocreales; Nectriaceae
Exons: 3
Coding region: 1-1866 (621 amino acids)
Biological process (GO): protein peptidyl-prolyl isomerization; protein folding
Molecular function (GO): protein binding; peptidyl-prolyl cis-trans isomerase activity
Source: RefSeq, a predicted model, not a curated record